Molecule: messenger RNA, 3831 nt
Organism: Mycena citricolor
Lineage: Eukaryota; Fungi; Basidiomycota; Agaricomycetes; Agaricales; Mycenaceae
Source: the annotation of a GenBank genome assembly
GUUCGAUCAGCACGUGUGCGCCGUUUUCUUCGUCCGUCUUCUUUCUUCGGCGCAAGGAGCUCGAGCCUCGUUCAGUGCGAACGUCUGGAUGCACAGGUUCUGUGCAUCUCACACGUUCCCUACCCUGCCAAGGGCCAAAACAGACAUUCGUUUGCAUCGACCCUAUCACACAACGCCACGAAAUUGCCCUCGCCUGAUGAGCGAGUGAACGGGCCGUAGAGAAAGUGAGAGAGAGAUGACCCGGGGAGACAGACAAACAUCCAUUCAGAGGUGCAACGAGUUUCAGCCCUUGCAGCCUUUCGGAGACAAUAGCAGUGCUCGUUUCUUUCACACCGGGGCGGCGGAAGCAGCCGAAGGCCAUCAGGAGCUUAUCAGCGGGAGACAGAUCGCUGGGCGCGCGCGGGGGUUCUAAGCCCGGGAUGGAUCAGCUUCGCCCACAACAAGCCGCAUGCAUCAGACCCCCACAGAUGAACCCCAAAAUGCCCGUCAGUGACCGUGACCUAUUGUCCCCUGCCAACUGGGGCGUCUUUUUCCCAGGGCUCAUAUGCGUGCCCAAGCUUGUUUCAGGCAGCCCCAUGGAUUUGGGGCGUCACUGGAACAAGCGGCGCGUGCGGAAGGACGUCGUACCCUGCCCGCGCCAAAGUGGAAGCCAUGCGUGCUAUAAGCUCUCCUUUGUGGAAGAGGGCCUCGCGAAUCAGGGUUGACAGCGGAGUUUGCAGCGCACCCGAUGCGAUGCUGAGUUCGAAACCGAGGGACGACAGAGUUGUUGUUUCGAUAUGGCCCACGGGCCCCGGAAAUACAUAUAUAAAGACAGCGAGAGGAACAUCCUCGGUUUUCAGUUCGGAUUGGCUGGCCUCUCUUCGCGGUCAAGAACGCGUUCCCUAUCAUAUCACGUCUCCCCUUCCCUCCCCUGCCCUUGCCAAGUUCGCCAUGGGUCUCGGCAUCCGCAACGAAAAGAGCAGCGGCGACCUCGACCUCGACCUCAACCGGUUCCUGCCCCCCGAGCUCUACACGUCACUCAAGCUCGGGGUGUGGCGGCUGGUCAUGGAGAAGGACGCGGGCGACGCGUCGAGCCUGCUGCACCUUCCCGGAAUCAAUAAAAUACGUGACGUCAUCGCUGCGAUCCCCAUGCUCGUCCGCUUCUUCCUCGAAAUAUACGCGCUCUGCCCGCAUCUCAUGCUCGUUUACAUCCUCCUCCGGGUCUGGGGUGGUCUGGAAACCGUGGUCAUGCUGUAUUCGUCGACGAGAGUCCUGCAGAGCAUUGAGCUUGGGCUCAGGACCGGCAAGCCCGACCUGCGAGCCAUCGGGACAGCGGUUGCGCUGCGCGUCGCGGGUGUCACUUUGAGCGCCGUAAUGAAGUGGGCGAGAGAUUGCAUUCUGCCCGUUCUCAAGUCUAAAGUGGACAUCCAUUUCGAGGAUACUCUGCUCCAAGCUAGUCUGCGCCGAGACCUUCCCACCUCACUUGCAAAUGAACACAAGGGUGAACCCGAUGCGGAGAAUGGAUGGAGGGCCUACGAGACUUUGCUAUACUCGUCGCAGCGGAUUCUGCGUCUGGUGAUCCAACUGCUCUUCAUUUCAUCGCAGGAGUGCGGGGGAAUCGCCUUCUCAAUUGCCAUCCUCGCGUCACCCAUCGCCAGCUUCCUCACCACCCGCAAUCUCGUCCUCAAGCCGCACAUCGUGUUCUCCGAUAACGAAGAUUACAUCCGCAUGCGCGCGCUCAAGUCGAUGGCUGCGCUGCCCUUCCGUGAGCAGAUCAUCUCUGAGAACCUGGUGGAUUGGAUAUGGGGAGAGUACAAGAAAGCACGAAACAUUCUCGGAUCUGCGGCCGCAGAGGAUGUCUAUCACCUGCACGACCGUCGGCCGACCCCCAUUGCGAACAUCUCCCGUGAAUGGGCUGGUGAACUGCCUACUCUUUUCUGGGCAUUCUCCGCGGUCAUGCAGCCGCGGAGUGUCUCGAUGACUUCGAUCGCGAUCAUGCAGCAGUAUGCGACGAGCCUGAGCUACUCCCUCGAGCUGCUCAUGUACGAUUUGCGGCAAAUCGGAAAGGCACUCAGGGACAUCGCGGCGUUGUACGAGGCGGCGGACGUCCGGAAUGAACUCGUCGACGGCGAGUUGGCGUAUCCCGGCGCGGAGCGCCACUCUUCGGAGGGAAUGGACGUCGAAUUCAGGAACGUGACAUUUGCCUAUGCCGGCACCAAGUCAAUCAGACCCGCCCUAGUCGAUGUCUCGUUUCGUAUCCCGGCGGGCAGUCUAGCGGUCAUCGUCGGCACGAACGGAAGCGGCAAGUCCACCGCCGUGAAGCUUCUCACUCGCCUCUUCGAUCCUGUCUCCGGCACUAUCCUCGUCGACGGAACCCCGGUCCAGAAGUACCGCCUUUCUGAUCUGCGAGAAGCACAUGCCACCCUGAUGCAGACAUACCGGAUGUACCCGCUCUCGAUCGCAGACAACAUCGGCCUGGGCCGUGUCGAGACCAUGGACGACGAGGACGCGGUGAUCGAUGCAGCCCGGAACGGGUGCGCCGUGGACGUGCUGAGUAAGUUCAAGCACGGCCUGCACACGACGCUCGAGCCGCCCUCGACAUCGCAUGGCUAUCAGAUCAAUCAUGAUUCCCAUUCGGGCCUGGGAUCAUACUUGACGAAUUUGGAAAAAACGGUCGAUGUCUCUGGAGGCGAGCGACAGCGACUGGUCGCCUCGCGGAUCUUCAUGCGACUCCGCUCAGAAAAGAUUAAGCUCGUCGCCGUCGACGAGCCGUCCAGCGCCCUGGACGCAAAAUGCGAGUACGAUCUGUUCAAGCACCUCCGACGCGCUGGACGCGGCAAGACGAUCGUCUGUGUAACGCACCGUUUCGGCCAUCUGACGAGAAACGCAGAUGUCGUGAUAUGCAUGAAGGACGGGCGGGUCGUCGAGACAGGCACGCAUGACCAGUUGAUGGCGCGUGAUGGCGAGUAUGCAUCUCUCUAUCGGGUGCAGGCUCAGGCGUUUGCGGGGACAGAGUCGCCCUCGCCGUAGCCGUGUGGCUUAUCUGGGUUUAUUCUAGCUCUCAGGGAUCGUACUUACUGUAAACCAGGACUUGUCGUGUAUUUAUGUUUAAAUAAUAUUUCUGCCAAUUCAAUCGAUCACAAAGUUUGCUCGUUCUAGCUUGAUUUUCCUUUGGAACUCUGCAUCGGAGUCUAACAGUCUGAUCGUACUAGGGGAGGCAUCGACCGUGGAUGCUGUUGCCGCCUUCUGAGAGGGGUGAAUGCUAUGAUGAGAUGUUUCUGGAACUCUAUGACUGGAAUGGAUGGGACUGAGUUGAUUUCCUAAUUGAACUGCUUCUCCCGAUGCGCAAGUCGGCGAGCAGACGUCACGGGAGAACAUUCACCACUAAAUCGGUGAUGCGCCCGAGUGUGUGAAACCAACCUGUCUCGGACGAAGCUUCGCCGCAGGCGUGAUGCGCCCCAUUUGUUUUUAGCACAACAUAUAUUCAGUCAGAGUCUGUUUCCGGACUGCGCCGCUGGCUGCAUCUGCGCGAUCUACAUCUGGAUGGCAAGCUUUCACGCCCGAGAAUAUGCAUUGCAUCGCGAUACAGCCCGAGCCUCCCCAAGCUAGUAUGCGAGGGGACUAAACCGGCAACUAUUCAUAAGACCCCAUGGAAUGGACUGGGGUACCCCGAGGUUCUCUUCCAUCCGACCCUCUUCUGGGCCCGUGAGACUAUCUUAUCGAGCGAUUUGUCGGCUUCUGCAGGUUGACUUCGAGGCUUCGAUAGCUUCACGCUUAUCGCCUGAGAACCCAGCCUGCCCGACUCCCCGAGGAACUCGGUCUCCAGGGUAAUCGAGGCUCAGUGGAGCUCUG